CGCAGUGAUUGUAAUGGCAGAGAUAUCUUUUAUAAUCAAAUGCUGGCGCAAAAGAGAAAAAGGCUGUCAACCCCUGCCAACUGCCACAAUCAAGCCUUCUUCUUAUAGGCCCAUCCAAAUUUCUUUUCACUUUCCCAUCCUCCCAUCUCUUCCUCCCUCCGUUCCUUUUUCUAGUAAUUUUGUUGUUUAACUUCUUAGCCCCCACUCUCCUUCUUCUUCUUCUUCCAUUCGUUGAUUGAUUGCUCUCUGAUGGAGCGAGAUGGGUUGGGAUGAGAUUAUCACUGGUUUUGGCAUCUGGGUUUGAUUGGGUUUUUGAUUUGGAGGGCUUCAUGGUGAGUGGGAGGAUUGAAUGGCGGAGCCCUUUUGGAGAGGCUAUACAAACGCAGGAUUUAGAAUUAGAGCUCGUAACAAUGGCGGUUCUACUUUCAGAGGGGAUUACAGGAAAUUGAAAAGGAAUCAGCAAUCAAUUAGGAAGAAGAGCAGUGUUAGUUCGUUUAAAGCUGGAAGAGGGGAAUCUCACGGGACUGGCCCUGGAUCCUCAGCCGAAUCAUCGUCUUCUUCAUCAUCGGCGGAGCCGGAGUCACGUUAUAAAUUUCAGUCAUACAGGGGAACAAGAAGAAGAAGACGGUCGGAAUCUUCAGUAUCUCUAUGCGACUUUAGACUCACAAUCAACCAAGAAGCGCCCGUACUUUCCUCCGCCGUCGGCUUCUACUCUGCCUGGGUGGAGCUUCCAAGAUGAGGCAAGAAUGGGAGAGUUCGGCCAUCAACAGCCGACGAAAUCUUCAAGACUGGGAAUGAGAAGCACCGGCGGUGGUAGUGGCGGUGGAGGCGAAAUCUUGGAGGUUCAAGGAGGCCACAUUGUUCGAUCGAUUGGAAGGAAGGACCGUCACAGCAAAGUUUGCACGGCGAGAGGCCCGAGGGACCGUCGUGUUAGACUCUCCGCCCAUACUGCCAUCGAGUUCUACGAUGUGCAGGACCGUCUCGGCUACGACCGGCCGAGUAAGGCCGUCGACUGGCUCAUCAAGAAGGCCAAACCCGCCAUUGACAAGCUUCGAGAGCUUCCUGGAUGGAAUCCAAAUGGUUUGAAUACGAGCAGCGAGAAAUCGGCAACGCAGAAGGAUGAGAAGAACAGCGAAAACAAAAUUCCGGUUGCUGUUCACCCGCCGGAGGGGAGUACAACUAGGAAUUUUGUGGCCGGCAACGGCGGAGUUUCCGAAUGUACCAUGAAGAAUUUGCAGAAUGCUUCCACGGAAGAUAACCCUAAUAGCGAUAACUCCAGUUUUCUUCCACCAUCUUUCGAUUCGGAUUCGAUCGUCAACACCGUCAAAUCGUUCUUACCGACGACGACGACGGCUGCUGCAGAGACGCCCUCGUCAAUUUUUGAGUUCGACGCGUUUCCGCCGGAUUUACUCUCUAGAACCAGUAGCCGAGCGCAAGAUCUAAGGCUUUCCUUACAGUCUUUUGAAGGAUCAAUAUCAAAGCUCGAAUCUGAACGAACUCAGCAUUCAAUUACUCAAAAUCAUCAAAACGACCAUCCCUUUUUCUCUGGAUCAACACCAUUGGCUGGCUUCGACGGAUGGUCGGAGCAGCAUCCCCAAUCGGCUAUGGAAAUCGGCCGACUCCAGAGGAUUUUGCAUUGGAACACGGUGAAUGCAGAUCUUAGCGGCGUAGACGGAGGUGUUAAUGGUGAAUUCUUAUACAACUCACAGCCAACAACCUCAAGCUUUCAGCCGCCACCGCCGUCGCCGAUUCUGCAACCGUUGUUCGGAGAAAACCAGUUGGUUUCUCAGAGGGGACCCCUUCAGUCCAGUUACACGCCCUCGAUCCGCGCUUGGAUAGACCCGUCAAUUACCUUCUUCGACAAUCAACAGCAUCCAACUCCACCGUCGAUCUACCAAUCCACAUUUCCGGGUCUUGGAUUCGCCUCUGGCGGAUUCCCCAGGUUUCUAAUUCCGGCGCGGAUCCCGGGCGAAGAGGAACACGAUGGUAUUUCUGAAAAGCCAUCCUCUGCUUCCUCCAACUCCCGCCAUUGAAUCUGCUAAAAAAAGCUCAAAUCUCUCUCUCUAUUCUGACUUCCUCUAUAUCAACUAAUAAAGCCAGUUAAGUAGCCACGCCAUUGCUUUGCUGCUAAUGUGGAAGCUUGCUUGCAGGGAGCAGAAUUUGGGUUCCUUUCUCAAUGGCUGGCUCAUACAGUGGGAAGAAGAAGAAGAAGAAGAAGAAUCCUGAAAGCAUCACAUCAGGUGUCUUCAUUCCCGAGUAUUCUAUAUGUUCUGUUUCUAUCUACUACUUGUUUAUGCUUCGGCUUUUGUUUCCCUGUUUGAAAGCUUUGCCUAUCUGCUUGGUCCAGUGUGUGUUAAGUUAGCUAUGGUGUAUUUUAAUGGUGGAGGCUUUCCCUUUGCCAUUGAUGUACAAGUACACAACAUUCUAGUGUUCUUCCUGCCAUCUUUUCCCCUUGCUUUUCAUUGUAAUAAUGGAAACCCAAUGCC
Cucurbita moschata (crookneck pumpkin) is the source of this 2486-nucleotide messenger RNA. RefSeq names its product transcription factor TCP4-like. Lineage: Eukaryota; Viridiplantae; Streptophyta; Magnoliopsida; Cucurbitales; Cucurbitaceae. Gene Ontology annotation, molecular function: DNA-binding transcription factor activity; sequence-specific DNA binding. The transcript has 2 exons. The record is from RefSeq and is a predicted model, not a curated record. Gene Ontology annotation, cellular component: nucleus. Bases 747 to 2033 code for a protein of 428 amino acids. Gene Ontology annotation, biological process: regulation of secondary shoot formation.